This is a messenger RNA of Schistosoma mattheei, 1398 nucleotides long. NCBI's taxonomy places the organism in Eukaryota, Metazoa, Platyhelminthes, Trematoda, Strigeidida, Schistosomatidae. The record is from the annotation of a GenBank genome assembly.
AUGCGUUGGUUGUUGUCGUGUCUGUUCCUCGUUACAUAUGUAUCGUGUAGCAAGGUCCUUGAGCUCACUAAAGACAAUUUUCAUUCCGAGUUAAAAUCAAUCCCAGUUGCUCUGGUGAAGUUUUACGCUCCAUGGUGUGGUCACUGCAAAAACCUAGCUCCUGAGUUCACUUCAGCCGCAGAAAUCAUAUCCGGGAAAACUGGCGAUGUUAAACUCGUUAAGAUUGACUGUACCGCCCACGAAAGUAUCUGCUCAGAAUUUGGAGUUAGUGGCUACCCUACUCUAAAAAUCUUCAGGAAUGGAGAUUUAGACAGUGAAUAUAAUGGUCCAAGGAAUGCAAAUGGAAUCGUCGAUUUUAUGAUGUCUCGAGCAGGACCUGCAUCCAAAGAAGUCAGCACUGUUAGUGAUGUCGAGGACUUCUUAUCAGACGACAAGCCAACUGUGUUUGCAUUUAUGAAAUCGUCUAGCGACCCAUUAAUGAAGACUUUCAUGGCUCUUGCAAAAUCAAUGGUCGACGACGCUGUAUUUUGUCAUAGUCAUAAUAAUCUUUUUGUAACUCCUGAUGACUACGAAUUGAGAGUUUACUUGCCUAAACGUCUUCGAACAAAGUUUGAGGAUGACUUCGCUCUUUAUAAAGGAGAAUUUGAAUCUAGCAAUAUUAAGGAAUGGAUCCGUAAACAUGGCCAGGGACUGGUUGGUUACAGAACACCGUCAAAUUCAUUUUACUUCGAAAAUGUCGAUUUAGUAGUAUUAUACAAUAACCAAUCCGUAGAUUCAUAUCCAUCUGGAGUAAAGUAUCUAAGAAAUCGUGUUUUCAAAACACUUAAGGACAAUCCUAACAAAUUCAAGAAUUUGGUUUUCGCUUAUAGCUUCUCGGACGAUUUUUCUUAUGAACUAUCUGAGUAUGGUAUAGAAGCGGAUAAACUACCAGCAGUUGUAAUCCAAUCUAAAGGCAAAAAGUACAAGCUUGAGCAGUUUAGUCUUGAUGCAUUCUCCGAUUUUUUGAAUAAAUUUGAAGAUGGUCUUUUGACCCCACAUGUCAAGUCAGAACCUCUCCCAACAGACGACUCUAGUGCAGUUACAAAGUUAGUUGCACUCAACUUUGAUGAGAUAGUAAAUAACGAGGAAAAGGAUUACGAGGAAGCAGCCAGUAAACUUAAAAAUGAACCAAAUUUGGUCUUGGCUGCUAUGGAUGCAACCGCCAAUGACGUCCCUUCGCCUUAUCAAGUCAGGGGAUUCCCAACAAUCUAUUUCGUCCCUAAAGGAAAGAAAUCUUCACCUGUACCUUACGAGGGUGGUCGUGACACUACUGACAUCAUCAAAUACCUUGCACGCGAAGCUACUGAAGAACUUAAUGGGUACGACAGAUCAGGCAAUCCAAAGAAAGGUGAACUAUAG